CCUUUGUGAAUUGUUGGGUAUCCUUUUAAAACUAUUCAAUAAAGCAAAAGGGUCCUGACCCAAAAUUUUUUAAUUUUUAAUUGGCUUUUUUCCCUUAAAAUUAAAAAGUAAAAAAUAUUUCAACUUUAAUUUAAUUUUUUUUAGAAAUUGUUUAAAUUUUCUGGUAAUUGUAUCUUUUAAAUCAGUUUUUCAGAAAAAGAUUUUUUUUUUCCUUAAAAUUAUUUGAUGAAAUUCAUCCUAUAAGCCCUUACGCGAUAGGAAGAGCACAGAUAAAUAAUUAUAUCGAAAUGUUGAGACCACUCACAGCAAGAAUUGAACACCGGGCCGGUUGCGAGGUUAUUAACUCCGUUGCCAGUUGGUGUACUACCCUGAAACAGAGUUUAGUGGGGCGGUCGUAUGUGUCAGCUGCACCUCAGGGAACCGCAGAUCAGAGAAGUAAUGGAGCCGAUGUUGGGAGUACCAAGCAUGGUGCAGGUGAUGAAGUCGAUGCAGGGAAGCAAGUUGUAAUAGGGCCCCGAGGUGGUAACCUAAUGGAAGACACAGAUAAGGGUGUAGGAAAAGAUGCUGAUAUGUUUGCUUUGGCCAGUCAGCGACCUAAUGGUUCGUCAAAAGCUCUGAAGCGGGAACGCCAAUAUUUCAAGAGCACUUGUCUCGGGAUUCCCAACUUUUGCUGGACAACUAGCUUACUGUCAACGGCUGAUCCAAUUUCUAGUUUUGAAGUGACAAGAAUUCAAAGGUUCCACAGUGGCAUUACGCUGGGGACCAGAUUAGACCGAGCCAGAUAUGCAGGAUAUCACUCAGAUGGAUGUAAAUGCUCCCAGUGCUAUGGGAGUAAAUCUUUAGUCAGAAGUAUGGGGUACGGAGGUCCUGGCAACGAACAAAAUAGUGGUCAUGAUUUAGGAAAGCUUGUAGGAAUGGUACUACAAGUAACUGGACGACCACCUAGAGUACGUAGGCAAGUCGGAGCAGGUGGUAGUGCUUGCGCUGGUGGCAACACAAGGCCUGUCCUGCGUUCGAGUCCCAAACCCUUGUCGGCUAGAGCCUUAGCAAUGCAAGGAUAUAUCGUUACAAGGCUUAUAAUCGAUAAGAUUAAAGACAACAUAAGACAUCUUGAAGAUGAGCAUGCAUGUGGAGAAAUACGAGGACAUAUACUGGAUCGUAUACACGAAAAAAAGCAGGCAAUAUUGAGCGCGUGUGAAAGGCACCGCCGAUAUCGUGAACAUCGAAGAGGAUGCCACCGGGAACGACAAUGGGAAGAUGACUGAGCAAAUUGACACCGAGGGUGCGUAUGCUCCAAUUGUCACAAUUUCCUCCAGUGCCGCGGAUUUAGUUGCAGUGGUGGUGGUUGUGAUGGUUAUGGUGCAUGGAAUGUAAGUAAAAGGUAUGGAAGCAAUGCAAAGAAACACUGGUCUAUCUAGGACGAAGAUGGAGUUUCAUUUGAAUCGGUUCGUGUCAGUUGAGUAUGUACGCGAAAACUAGGAGGGUUACAUUGCCUACUGAUCCCGGUACAUGCACUUCGACGAAUGCAUGCAACAACUCAGAGGAUGUCUUAUUCAAUAAGGUACCGCUGAUGAAGAUAUAGUAUUAAGGCACGCCUUUGGCUACGCUAUAGUAAUAUUAAUUUAUACGGAGUUUGAUUUAUUUUUCUAGUAUUUAUUCUCGAUUUAAAAUAAAAGGAUACCUAACGAAA
This is a messenger RNA of Hermetia illucens (black soldier fly), 1690 nucleotides long. RefSeq lists its product as uncharacterized. The record is from RefSeq and is a predicted model, not a curated record. Lineage: Eukaryota; Metazoa; Arthropoda; Insecta; Diptera; Stratiomyidae. The transcript has 3 exons. The coding region runs from base 288 to 1265 and encodes 325 amino acids.